This is a messenger RNA of Misgurnus anguillicaudatus (oriental weatherfish), 673 nucleotides long. It is a transcript of the gene nedd8, whose product is annotated as NEDD8 ubiquitin like modifier. The record is from RefSeq and is a predicted model, not a curated record. NCBI's taxonomy places the organism in Eukaryota, Metazoa, Chordata, Actinopteri, Cypriniformes, Cobitidae. Gene Ontology annotation, molecular function: protein binding.
GGAAUUAUUUUUUUGUGACGAAGGAAGUCCGAGAGUGCGAAAUUGUGGGAAUAAAUGAUUUUAGCUGCCUGAACUUCAAUCAUCAGUUUAAUAUAUUUGCAGUUAAUUUAAUUUAAUGUGUUUGUAGAACAAAGGAAGCCACGAUGCUCAUUAAAGUGAAGACACUCACUGGCAAAGAAAUCGAGAUCGACAUCGAGCCCACAGACAAGGUGGAAAGAAUUAAAGAGAGGGUGGAGGAGAAAGAGGGAAUACCACCUCAGCAACAGAGACUCAUCUACAGUGGAAAACAGAUGAAUGAUGAAAAAACAGCAGCAGACUACAAGAUCCAGGGUGGCUCGGUGUUGCAUUUAGUUCUUGCAUUAAGAGGCGGGAAGAUCCACCAGCAUCCCAACAAUCUCCUCUCAACAAUCUAAUCGCUAAACCUGGAUUGGCCACCUGAAGUAUCUAGUCAGUGUUCACACAUGUCACAAAAACAUGUGAACUGUAUGGUGGUUUGAUAAAAAAUAGCCACUAUUCAUUUUCAGUUUGGAUUGUUCAGCGUUUUCCUGUUAAUGGCACUCCUCUAUACUUGUUGAGAGGAUGGAUGUGCUGGUUUGGUUAGGUUUCAAAACUCAUAGACCAGAUUUAAAACUCAUGUAUGUGUUUGUCAAUAAAAAGUGAUGCUGACAUUCAA